CAGAAUAAAACCAGCCUUACUCACAUUUUCACCCCAUUUGCUUCAUCUUCACACCUCAACUUCUACAAAAGCCUCAAUAAUGAAGUCUCAAGUCACACUGCUGCUCAUCUGCAUGCUUUUCUCCAAAGCACUGUCACUGACUUGUCAUCAGUGUGUGCCAUCAGCAUCUGGAAAAUGCACCGAGGAACAGACAACCUGCUCUGAUCAGUGUCUCACUUCAACCACUGCUGUUUACCUUAGUGGUACAAAGCUUACAGAUGUAAAUGUUAAGACUUGUGGAGUGCCAGAAUUGUGUGCAAAUGGGAGCAUAAACAUGGGAGCAGUAAAAGUGACCAGCAAUACCAAAUGCUGUAGCACUAAUCUCUGCAACAGUGAAACACUACCAGCUCUUCCAAAGCAGGCUCCCAAUGGGAGAAUGUGUUACACUUGUGAUGCAACUAAUUGUUCUGGAACAGUGAACUGUGAAGGAGAUGAAGAUCGCUGUCUCAGUGCAUCAGUUCAACAAGGUAGCGAUACCCUAUCUAUGAAAGGAUGUGUGUCCAAGAGCUUCUGUGUUGGAAUUGAAUCUACAAGCAUUCCAGGAAUUGGCAUAUCACGUGUAAAGUGUUGUGAGGGAAAUCUUUGUAACAGUGCUAAGAGCGUCACACUGAGUUUUCUCCUCAUGAUCGUCCCUCUGCUCUCCUCCAUCCUCUUCUACUGAACUCAGAGCUGAUGUAGUUCUUUUAAAACUUUAUGAACAUGAAAUGCAAAUGCAUUUGUGAAAACUAGAAAUAGAAGUAGAAAUAUAUAAGUUUAUUUUUGGUUGUUAAGAUUUGUUUUGGUUUCUCUUAGCACAGAGUUAUAAAAUACACUUUUGUUUGAAAAUCAAUUGUGAAAUUAACAAAAAAAAGACAUUAAGCUUUAAGCAGCAAAACCCAUAUAAAUUGAAUGAGAAUUGAAUGAAAUAUUUCUAACUCAGGUCUCUAUUUUUUAUUUUUAUUUUUUGUCAAAACAUCAAACUGCCAAACAAAUGCUUUCAUUUUUAUUAUUUGUAUCUAUGGCUAUUGCUGAAUGUUUUUUUUUUGUGAAAUAACCAAAUGGCCUCCUGUAUGUUCAUUAAAUGUGUGGAAUAAAGGAAUAUAAAGCCUUGUGUGU
Neoarius graeffei (lesser salmon catfish) is the source of this 1134-nucleotide messenger RNA. Its product is annotated as phospholipase A2 inhibitor gamma subunit B-like. The transcript is spliced from 5 exons. Bases 80 to 700 code for a protein of 206 amino acids. The record is from RefSeq and is a predicted model, not a curated record. NCBI's taxonomy places the organism in Eukaryota, Metazoa, Chordata, Actinopteri, Siluriformes, Ariidae.